This is a messenger RNA of Hemisphaericaspora subhashii, 1866 nucleotides long. RefSeq names its product multicopper oxidase. Gene Ontology annotation, biological process: cellular response to iron ion starvation; reductive iron assimilation. The coding region runs from base 1 to 1866 and encodes 621 amino acids. NCBI's taxonomy places the organism in Eukaryota, Fungi, Ascomycota, Pichiomycetes, Serinales, Debaryomycetaceae. Gene Ontology annotation, cellular component: high-affinity iron permease complex. The record is from RefSeq and is a predicted model, not a curated record. The transcript has a single exon. Gene Ontology annotation, molecular function: copper ion binding; ferroxidase activity.
AUGAGGUUAAUUCCAAUUUUAUUAAUAACAUUUUUAUGUUCCUUAAUCAAUGCUGAGACUCAUACUUGGUGGUUUGAAACCGGUUGGGUAAAUGCUAACCCUGAUGGUGUCUUUGAAAGACCAAUGAUUGGUUUUAAUGGAUCUUGGCCAUUACCAACUCUUAGAGUUAAAAAAGGUGAUAGAGUUCAAUUAUAUUUAAUCAAUGGUUUCGAUGACAGAAACACUACCUUACAUUUCCAUGGUAUGUUCCAAAAGGGUUCCAAUCAAAUGGAUGGUCCUGAACGUAUUACUCAAUGUCCUAUUCCUGCUGGUCAAACUUACUUAUAUAAUUUCACUGUUGAAGAUCAAGUUGGUACUUAUUGGUAUCAUUCCCAUACCAGUGGUCAAUAUGGUGAUGGUAUGAGAGGUGUUUUCAUUAUUGAAGAUGAUGACUUCCCAUAUGAAUAUGAUGAAGAAGUUGUCUUGACUCUUGGUGAUCAUUAUCAUGAAUUAUCUGAUCAAUUAAAUGAAAAGUUUUUAAGUAGAUUUAAUCCAACUGGUGCUGAACCAAUUCCUUCGAAUAUUUUAUUCAAUGAAACAAGAAACAGCUCUUGGAACGUUGAACCAAACAAGACUUAUUUACUUAGAAUUAUUAACACUGGUAGAUUUGUUUCUCAAUAUAUUUGGAUGGAAGAUCAUGAUUUCACCGUUGUUGAAGUUGAUGGUGUUUAUGUUGAAAAGAACACCACUGAUAUGCUUUAUAUCACAGUUGCUCAACGUUAUUCCGUUUUAAUCCAAACCAAGAAUGAAACCGACAAGAAUUAUGCUUUCAUGAAUAGAGUUGAUGUCAAUAUGUUGGAUUUUAUUCCAAAAGACUUGCAAUUAAACGGUACAAACUACAUUGUUUAUAAUGAUCAAGCUGCUUUACCAGAUGCUUUUGAUGUUGAUUCCUUAGAUGUUUUCUUGGAUGAUUUCUACUUAAGACCAUUAAACAAUGACACCUUAUUACCAGAUGCUGAUUACACUGUUACUAUCGAUGUUCAAAUGGAUAACUUAGGUAAUGGUGUCAACUAUGCUUUCUUCAACAAUAUUACUUUCACUUUCCCUAAAGUUCCAACUUUAUUAACCGCUCUUUCAGCUGGUGAAGAUGCUACUAAUGAAUUAGUCUAUGGUACCAACACCAACUCAUUCGUUUUACAAGGUGGUGAAGUCAUCGAUAUCGUUUUAAACAAUAUUGAUACCGGUACCCAUCCAUUCCAUUUACAUGGUCACGUUUUCCAAGUGAUUGAAAGACAUCAAGAAAUUCCAGAUGAUGAAGCUCCGGUUGCUUUUAAUCCUCAAGAUCAUGCUGAAUGGCCAGAAUACCCAAUGGCAAGAGAUACCGUUUACGUUAGACCACAAUCCUAUAUGGUUUUGAGAUUCAGAGCCGACAAUCCAGGUGUUUGGUUCUUCCAUUGUCAUAUUGAAUGGCAUUUAGAUCAAGGUUUAGCUAUCCAAUUUAUUGAAGAUCCUAUGGGUAUUCAAAGUGAUCCUUCUCAACAACUUAACGACAACCACAAACAGAUUUGUGAAGCUGGUGGUGUUCCAUGGGAAGGUAACGCUGCUGGUAACAAUAAGGAUUUCCUUGAUUUGACUGGUCAAAACGUUCAAGAAAAGAGUUUACCUACUGGAUUCACUGCUAGAGGUAUUGUUGCUCUUGUUUUCUCUUGUAUUGCUGGUAUUUUGGGUAUUACUGUUAUUUCCUUCUAUGGUAUGGCUGAUAUCAAGGAUGUCGAAGAAAAGGUUGCUAGAGACUUGGAUGUUGAUAUGAGUGAUGAAGAUAGUGAAGUUGUUAGUGAAGAAGUUAUUGAAACUGUUUCUUCUUCUUCGGGUGGUCAUUCAAAAUAA